This is a messenger RNA of Trichogramma pretiosum, 3291 nucleotides long. It is a transcript of the gene Hrd3, whose product is annotated as protein sel-1 homolog 1. The record is from RefSeq and is a predicted model, not a curated record. Lineage: Eukaryota; Metazoa; Arthropoda; Insecta; Hymenoptera; Trichogrammatidae. Gene Ontology annotation, molecular function: protein binding. Gene Ontology annotation, biological process: ERAD pathway. Gene Ontology annotation, cellular component: endoplasmic reticulum membrane. The transcript is spliced from 7 exons. Bases 684 to 2993 code for a protein of 769 amino acids.
AUUCUCGUCGGGUCUUAAAACAGGGAAGGGUUCUUUUGAUCGCAAUAAAUUUUAAGUUUAAAUUCAGUUCUGCCAAUGUUGGAAAAUUUAUGAAUCAUCAUCGCGUUGCUUGCAACCUAGUACUAUAGAUAAUAUUUCAGUAGGUAAAGGAAAUAUGUGGGUACAUGCGUUGUACAUGUAUGAUAGGACUCUACACAAUACACUAUAGACAUCGUCAAUAUUUGUGUAUUGUCGACAGCGGUUUGCGGCUAUGUUAUUAUUUGUAGUUAGAUUAAAAGUAAAAGACUUAGAUAUUAUUAAACUUAGUUUAUGGAAAAAUCGAUUGAUUUGAAAUUAUAAUAAGUUUCGGAAACUAUCACUAGCUACAAAUCAUCGUGACUUAUUUAUUUCAACGUAAACAAGUAAUGAAUAUGUUCCUGUAUGGCUGUACGAUAUAGAAUAGAUUGUUAUCAAAACUAGAGUAAAAACUUGAUGUUGAUUUCUCACCGUAGAUUCGCAGCAGCUGUAAAUAUGAUACACUGACGUGUCACUACACUGACGUAAUUUAAUGAUAGGACGGAUGAUGCCAGUCUGCUAGACGAUGUCCACGUACUUAUGUGUUUCUUUUGACGUUUAUUAAAAACGGGCUGGCGGCUGCGAAAGCGCUUUGAUGCGCUGCUGAGCGUAGCCAACUCGUUGUAGCAAUGAAGUCUCUACAUUUUGUAAUUACUAGCCUUUUGCUUGUGUGGCUCUUCUUAGUUAAAGCCGACCAGGAUGGUACCGCCGCUCCCGUUUCUAAUACCGAGGUUCAUCCGGCUAAAGAGAACGAUGUUAGCCAAUCAAAUGCAAAAGCUAAACCUGUUUCGGAGAGCAAUGACGAAGAGGUCGUAACGGAAGAUUUUGAAUUAAUUCUUGAACACUUGAGAGAAAUUACAGCUCUAAGGGAAAACAUCCGUUCUCGACUGCCUUCAUCGGUUGAAAAAUCUGUUUUGACACCUACAAAACAAAAUGACAAAGAGAGUGAUGAGUCUGAUAAAAACAGUGACACUGCAUGGAAAGUUACUCAUGCCAUGCGGAUGAAAGAUGAUGAUACUAUUAAUUUGAACUCUCAAGAAAUAAUUUUGAUGGAGGAAGAAGAAGAAGAAGAAGAAGAAGGCUGGUCUGAUGACAAAACUGAAGACGAGCUAUCUGAAGAAGUACCAAAAAUUUUAACUCCUGAAGAGCAAGAGGCUGAAGAUUUAUUCAAUCAAGCUAAAAGCCUUUUAAAUGCCACUAAAGUUAACAAAGUUGAAGCUUAUACAUUGUUGAAUACAGCUGCAAUAUUAGGUCAUAAAGAAGCUCGAUCAAUGAUUGCAUGGUCACAGUUGCUUGGAAACCAUGUUGGCUCUUCAAGACAAGAUAUAAAUGCUGCUGCUUUGACUUUAAAGGAAUUAUCUGAAACUGGAUUGCCUUCUGCUCAUAUGGGAAUGGGAUUUUUGUAUGCAACUGGAUUGGGAGGUGUUAAUGCUUCCCAAGCAAAAUCUCUUUUGCAUUAUACAAUUGCAGCUCUUGGAGGUGAUAUACGGGCCCAAAUGGUUAUGGGUUAUCGUCAUUGGUCAGGUAUAACUACUCCAGCAUCGUGUGAAAAGGCUUUAGAUUUUUAUCGAAAAGUGGCCAAUCGAGUUGCGGAUGAAGUAUCGCUAAGUGGCGGUCCAGUUGUCCAAAGAGUUCGGCUUCUUGAUGAAUAUGAGAAUCCAAAUUAUAAUUCUGGAAUAUUUGAUCAGGAUUUAAUAGAAUAUUACCAACUUCUUGCUGAAAAAGGUGACAUUCAGGCUCAAGUUGGUUUAGGUCAACUUCAUUAUCAAGGUGGAAGAGGUGUGCCUAUUGAUCACCAACGUGCAUUACAAUAUUUUCAAAAUGCCGCAGAUGCUGGUAAUCCUGUAGCAAUGGGAUUUUUAGGCAAAAUAUACUUGGAGGGAAGUGACAUAGUAAAGCAAGAUAAUGAAACAGCUUUAAAAUAUUUCAAAAAAGCUGCUGAACUUGGAAACCCUGUAGGUCAAAGUGGAUUAGGUUUAAUGUACUUACAUGGUAAAGGAGUUGAAAAAGAUCCAGCAAAAGCUUUACAAUAUUUCAGUCAAGCUGCUGAACAAGGAUGGGUUGAUGGUCAAUUGCAACUUGGGAACAUGUAUUUCAGUGGUACUGGAGUUCGACGAGACUACAAACUAGCUAAUAAGUAUUUCAAUCUUGCUAGUCAAUCUGGUCAUGUUUUGGCCUUUUACAAUUUAGCACAAAUGCAUGCCACUGGAACAGGAAUGAUGCGCAGUUGUCCAUCAGCUGUAGAAUUGUUGAAAAAUGUUGCUGAACGAGGUAAAUGGAGUGACCAGUUGAUGGCGGCUCAUGCAGAUUACCGGGAUGCUCGAGUAGACGAAUCCUUUGUUAAGUAUUAUCUGUUGGCUGAAAUGGGCUAUGAAGUUGCUCAGAGCAAUGCUGCGUUUAUUCUCGAUCGAACCGAAACAAGUAUAUUCAAUGAAGAGGAGGGACUUGUCCGCGCCCUUGCUCUGUGGGCUAGAGCCGCCGCUCAGGGUUACUCUGUUGCUCAGGUGAAACUUGGAGAUGCACAUUAUUACGGCCGUGGCACAAAAGUAGAUUAUGAAGCUGCUGCAAGUCACUACCGGUCAGCUUCUGAACAGCAACACAAUGCUCAAGCGAUGUUCAAUCUUGGUUAUAUGCACGAACGAGGACUUGGUUUGACGAAAGAUCGUCAUCUCGCGAAACGAUGUUAUGAUUUAGCAGCUGAAGCGAGUCCAGAUGCGCGUAUACCAGUGGCUUUAGCUCUUAUUAAAUUAUUUCUUCUUUUUGGUUUUGAUUAUUUUCAAGAAUUAACAAUAAUUGACCAAUUAAGUAAAUGGGAAGAAAUAAUUCCUUCUAAUUGGGACAUAUAUUUAAUCGGAAUCUUUAGCGGAGCUCUUGGCAUAAUUUUUUACUUAAAAAGAUUAACCUCGAGACCUGCUGCUGCUGCUGCACCAGUAAAUUAAGUUAUUUCAAAUUUGAACAAAUUAUUUUCAAAGUUUUUGAGACCAAUCCCAAAAACUUAAACUCUUUGAAUAAACCGUUCUAUUUCCAGAUAACUUAGAGAGAAGUUUUUAUGUUAACUAUAAUAGAAAAACUUUUUUUAAUCAUUAUUCUACGAAUAUUUUUCUUUUCUUUACUCAGAAUAAGUAUUAACUUAAGUAUGGAUUUUACCGUUUGAAUGUAAGUUAAUAAAUUUAAAAUUGAUAUUUUUCAAGUGCAAAUGCUUAUCUGGACGUCAAAUAAAAUAAGUAGAUUGUUCUC